GUCUCUUCAAAUACGAUCAAGUGUGAUAUAUAUUUCAGGUUAUAAGAGAAAGAAAUUACAAGUUUUAAUUAAUUUGCAAUAAAAAGAUGGUUUUUUUGUCGUUGAAUCUUUUAACGAGAGCUCGUGGACCUGAUGAAUUUUGGCGAAAACGGAAAAUAUUCAAACUUGCCGCGCAUUUUUUUGGUAGAAGAAGGAAUUGUUACAGCAUAGCUAUCAGAGGCGUACAUCGAGCUCUUACAUACAGCACUAUGGGCAGAAAAUUGAAAAAAGAGGAUAUGAAAGAGUUGCGGGAGCAAAGAUUAGGAGCUGCUACGAGUGAACAUGGUAUAAAUUUGACGAUCCUCAGGGAAGGAUUAACAAGAUGUAAUAUUCUAUUAAAUCGAAAAUCACUGACUGAUUUAGCGAUUUGGGAACCUCGAUCUUUCAAAGCCAUCACGGACAUCGCAUGUGCGAGAGCAAAGCAAGAUCAUUUUAAGACUAAACUGAAUAUUCAAGUACCAAAGAAUGUUAUUGUAAGGGGUUUAAUUAAAUAAUUUUUCAUAAGUA
This is a messenger RNA of Trachymyrmex septentrionalis, 546 nucleotides long. It is a transcript of the gene mRpL20, whose product is annotated as 39S ribosomal protein L20, mitochondrial. Bases 87 to 533 code for a protein of 148 amino acids. The record is from RefSeq and is a predicted model, not a curated record. Gene Ontology annotation, cellular component: ribosome. Lineage: Eukaryota; Metazoa; Arthropoda; Insecta; Hymenoptera; Formicidae. Gene Ontology annotation, molecular function: rRNA binding; structural constituent of ribosome. The transcript has 3 exons. Gene Ontology annotation, biological process: ribosomal large subunit assembly; translation.